This is a messenger RNA of Aegilops tauschii subsp. strangulata, 1060 nucleotides long. RefSeq names its product alpha carbonic anhydrase 2-like. Lineage: Eukaryota; Viridiplantae; Streptophyta; Magnoliopsida; Poales; Poaceae. Gene Ontology annotation, molecular function: carbonate dehydratase activity; zinc ion binding. The record is from RefSeq and is a predicted model, not a curated record. Gene Ontology annotation, biological process: one-carbon metabolic process.
AUGUCGUCGGCAUGGGCCGCUGUCGUCGUCAUCGUCUCGUCCCUCACCGUCGCUCUCUCACACGAAGGUGGUGGGCCGAGCUUCGGGUACACGCCGGGGACCCCUGACGGGCCGGAGAAUUGGGGCAAGCUGAGCCCGACGUACAAGGCGUGCGGCGACGGCAAGGCGCAGUCCCCCAUCGACAUCGUCAUCGCCAACGCCGUCCCCAACCCCAACCUCGACACCCUCACCCGCGUCUACGCCCCCUCCAACGCCACCCUCCACAACACGGGCAAGGACAUCGUGAUGAGCUUCGAGCAGGGCGGCGAGCCCGUCAUGCCGGGCUCCAUCAACGUCACCACCGCCGACGGCACCGUCAGGGAGUUCAAGUUCAAGAUGAUCCACUGGCACGCGCCGGGGGAGCACACCGUUAACGGCAAGCGCUUCCCGCUGGAGCUCCACAUGGUCCAUGUCGACGACCAGGACCACAAGGCCGUCAUCGGCAUCCUCUACGAGAUCGGCAACCCCGACCCUUUCUACGACCAGCUGACGGAGAAGCUGCGCGAGCUCAAGACGACGCCCACCGUGGCGGCCGGCGUGGUGGAGCUCAAGUCACUGCAGAAGCGGACGGGGAGCUACUUCCGGUACAUGGGGUCGCUCACCACGCCGCCGUGCACGGAGAACGUGGUGUGGAACAUCCUGGGCAAGGGCAGGGAGCUGAGCCAGGAGCAGCUACAGCUCAUCACUGCGCCGCUGCCUCACCAGGACAAUAGGCCGCCGCAGCCGCUCAAUGGCCGCUCCGUCGCCUUCUACAACCCACCAAACAGCACCAUCUCCAUCCAAUCCCUAGUACAAUAAUAAGACAUACCUACCAACAUGAUGAGUAAACAUACAUACCAAAAUGUGUCUGGAUAUCCUGUAUUAGGGAAGCAACAUAGCGAGUAACAUUUUUCAGUGAAUUAGAACCAUUGACAUACAUAUAUGCAUGCUGUCAAAAAUAAGACAUACAUAUAUACAUGUUUUUUGUUUCAAUUUCAUCCGCGUCUGUAUUGUGUUAAAAAAAACAUCCUGAGCUGCAUGU